Molecule: messenger RNA, 1307 nt
Organism: Dunckerocampus dactyliophorus (ringed pipefish)
Lineage: Eukaryota; Metazoa; Chordata; Actinopteri; Syngnathiformes; Syngnathidae
Gene: rad51ap1
Product: RAD51 associated protein 1
Exons: 8
Coding region: 362-1177 (271 amino acids)
Biological process (GO): interstrand cross-link repair; double-strand break repair via homologous recombination
Molecular function (GO): single-stranded DNA binding; double-stranded DNA binding
Source: RefSeq, a predicted model, not a curated record
CUUGUUAAAAUUUAUUAAUACCAAACACUCUACAUGUGUUUACUUAUACGCAUAUACCAACGGGAAACGACAAACAAACGUUUCCAAAUAAGAACAUAUUUAUAUUUUCUAUUACCAAGUUUAUCGAGGUUAGCAUCCAAACGGAUGUCCUCUGUCGUCACUUCUCUUCCGUUCUGGCGGGCGGCUUCAAAACAACAACGAAACACAAGCGAGGGUCCUUUAAGCUGCCAAGGUGCGCCGAAGAUGGUUUUAUUGCGUCGAAUACUUUAACUUCACCAUAUUCAUGUGCUUUGCUUUGUGAGGGGCGCGGCUAGCUAGCAAGCUAACCGUCGAUUAGCGGAGUUCAUUUGCCAACGCAGAAAUGGAGCGACCGUCGAGGAAGACAAAGACUGUCAAUUACUGCGAGUCCAGGGACUUUGACGACGACGAUGAUGAUUUUGCCAGCGUAAAGCCCCCACCCAGCAAAAAACCCAAGGAGGGACUCAAGCAACAGCAGCACAAGAAACCCUCAAGCCAGGAGUCCAACUCACGCUCACCGAGUCAGAGGCAGAAGGUGGACAGAAAACCUUUGGAUGAGAAGCUGCUGGCUCGGGAUCUGGAGGCUGCCAUCACGCUCUCCUUGCUCAAUAAUCCAGACGGGGUUCCCGCUGAAGUGGCUGAUGAGAACACAGACCCCGCCUCCCUGCCUCCUCGCCUCCAUCCCGUCCAGGAUGAAGAUGACGACUACCAGCCCAAGCUGACGCCAGAUUCGGAGAGCGACAACGCUUCCAGCGAGGCGGCCGAGAGCGAGGAUGAUGAGGAACUCGCAGUGAAGAAACCUAAAAAGAAGAAGACAAGCAACGAUGAGAAGACUCGGAAGCGUCCCGUCUCUGAAAAGGAACCGCCAAAGUUGAAACCGCAGCCAAGAACAGCAGCACCUUCCAGCCCCGCAAGGAGUCCCCCGACGCUUAAACUUGCCACUAAAAGGCCAACUUUGACAGCCUCUGUAUCUAAACCUGCAGUCUCAAUGAGCCCAACAGGGGGCAGAAUUCCCAAAUGGAACCCACCAGGUCAAAUUGGGAAAAGUCCGUCUUCAUCCCAAAGUCCCCCAAUGAGGUCUCCGGGUCAGGGUCUGCGCCUGGGACUCUCCCGGCUUGUGCGGGUCAAGCCUCUCCACCCCAGCAUCGCCACCACCUGACACCAGGAAUCAUUUAGCUUUUAACAGACGCUUGUAAAUAUUCAUUUGCGAUAUCUAGUUUUUAUUUCAAAGAUGCCACUAAAUGUCUUGUCCUAUACUGUGUACAGCGUGUGAAAAUAAAAUUAACCAA